CGGGAACGCGGUAGCCUUCUAGGAGGAGACCGAGUGCGCCUGCGCACUUGCUAGAUCGUGCGGCCACUGGAGCCUUAAGAUGAAGCGUGUUUUCUCACUGCUAGAAAAGACUUGGCUUGGCACACCAAUACAGUUUACCUGGCAAAAAACAUCAGGAAACUACCUUGCAGUAACAGGAGCUGAUCAUAUUGUGAAAAUCUUUGAUCGCCAUGGUCAAAAAAGAAGUGAAAUUAACUUACCUGGUAACUGUGUUGCGAUGGAUUGGGAUAAAGAUGGAGAUAUCCUAGCAGUGAUUGCUGAGAAAUCUAGUUGCAUUUAUCUAUGGGAUGCCAACACAAAUAAAACUAGCCAGUUAGACAGUGGCAUGAGGGAUCAAAUGUCUUUCCUUCUUUGGUCAAAAGUUGGAAGUUCCCUGGCUGUUGGAACUGUUAAAGGAAAUUUGCUUAUUUAUAAUCGUCAGACAUCUCGAAAGAUUCCUGUCCUUGGAAAACAUACUAAGAGAAUCACAUGUGGAUGUUGGAAUGCAGAAAAUCUGCUUGCUUUAGGUGGUGAAGAUAAAAUGAUUACAGUUAGUAAUCAGGAAGGUGACACGAUAAGACAGACUCCAGUGAGAUCCGAGCCCAGCAACAUGCAGUUUUCCAUGAUGAAGACUGAUGACCGAACCUCUGCUGCUGAAAGCACAAUAAGUGUAGUGGUUGGCAAGAAAACUUUGUUUCUUUUUAAUCUGAAUGAACCAGAUAGCCCAGUUGAUCUGGAAUUUCAGCAGCGCUAUGGCAACAUUGUCUGCUAUAGCUGGUAUGGUGAUGGCUACAUCAUGGUUGGUUUUUCGCGUGGAAUUUUUGUGGUCAUUUCCACUCAUAUUCGAGAGAUUGGUCAAGAGAUAUUUCAGGCUCGUGACCAUAAAGAUAGUCUAACAAGUAUUGCAGUAUCACAGACCCUUAACAAAGCUGCUACAUGUGGCGAUAACUGCAUUAAAAUCCAUGACUUGGCAGAAUUAAAAGACAUGUAUGCUAUAAUUAACCUGGAUGAUGAAAAUAAAGGGUUGGGCACCUUGUCCUGGACAGAUGAUGGCCAGUUGCUGGCAUUGUCAACCCAAAGGGGCUCACUCCAUGUUUUCCUGACCAAGCUUCCAAUACUCGGGGAUGCCUGCAGCACAAGGAUUGCAUACCUCACCUCCCUCCUUGAAGUCACCGUAGCCAACCCUGUUGAAGGAGAGCUACCAAUCACAGUUUCUGUUGACGUGGAACCCAACUUUGUAGCAGUAGGACUUUAUCAUCUGGCUGUGGGAAUGAAUAACCGAGCUUGGUUUUAUGUCCUUGGAGAGAAUGGCGUGAAAAAAUUGAAAGAUGUGGAAUAUCUAGGGACAGUAGCCAGUGUUUGCCUUCAUUCUGACUAUGCUGCUGCUCUUUUUGAAGGCAAAGUCCAGUUACAUUUGAUAGAAAGUGAAAUCUUGGAUGCUCAAGAAGAACGUGAGACUCGACUUUUCCCAGCAGUGGAUGAUAAGUGCCGUAUUCUGUGUCAUGCCUUAACUAGUGAUUUCCUCAUCUAUGGUACAGAUACUGGUGUCAUUCAGUAUUUCUACAUUGAAGAUUGGCAGUUCGUUAAUGAUUAUCGACAUCCUGUCAGUGUGAAGAAGAUUUUUCCUGACCCAAAUGGGACCAGAUUAGUUUUCAUUGAUGAAAAAAGUGAUGGAUUUGUCUACUGUCCAGUUAAUGAUGCUACCUAUGAGAUUCCAGACUUUUCACCCACCAUUAAAGGCGUUCUUUGGGAAAACUGGCCAAUGGAUAAAGGUGUAUUUAUUGCUUAUGAUGAUGAUAAAGUGUACACGUAUGUCUUUCACAAGGACACUAUACAAGGAUCCAAGGUCAUUUUGGCUGGUGGCACCAAAGUUCCCUUCUCUCAUAAACCUUUGCUGUUAUAUAAUGGAGAAUUGACCUGCCAGACACAGAGUGGAAAAAUAAACAACAUCUACCUUAGCACCCACAGCUUCCUCAACAGUUUGAAAGAUGUGGGGCCUAAUGAACUGAGACAAAUGCUGACGCAGACUUUAAUGCUAAAAAGGUUUUCCGAUGCUUGGGAAAUGUGCAAGAUUCUGAAGGAUCAUGCUGCCUGGAAUGAGUUGGCCAGAGCUUGUCUACAUCACAUGGAAGUGGACUUUGCAAUCCGCGUUUAUCGGACAAUUGGAAAUGUUGGCAUAGUGAUGUCCUUGGAACAAAUAAAGGGAAUAGAGGACUACAGUCUUUUGGCAGGACAUCUUGCCAUGUUUACUAAUGAUUUCAACCUGGCCCAGGACCUGUACCUUGCAUCCAGCUGUCCUGUUGCUGCCCUGAAGAUGAGAAGGGAUUUGCAGCAUUGGGACAGUGCUCUACAACUGGCAAAGCGUUUAGCCCCAGACCAAAUACCAUUUAUAUCAAAAGAAUAUGCUAUUCAGCUUGAAUUCACGGGUGAUUAUGUAAAUGCUUUGGCUCAUUAUGAGAAAGGAAUAACAGGUGAUAAUAAGGAACAUGAUGCUGUGUGUCUGGCUGGAGUGGCCCAGAUGUCCAUAAGAAUGGGAGACAUACGCCGAGGGGUUAGCCAAGCCCUCGAACAUCCCAGCAGGGUCCUCAAGAGAGACUGUGGAGCUAUACUGGAGAACAUGAAGCAAUUUUCAGAAGCAGCCCAACUGUAUGAAAAAGGUCUCUAUUAUGACAAAGCAGCGUCUGUUUACAUCCGCUGUAAGAACUGGGCAAAAGUUGGUGAGCUUCUGCCUCACGUUUCUUCUCCAAAGAUCCACUUGCAGUAUGCCAAAGCGAAGGAAGCAGAUGGAAGAUAUAAAGACGCUGUUGUGGCUUAUGAGAAUGCAAAACAAUGGAACAGUGUAAUCCGCAUCUAUCUGGAUCAUCUCAACAAUCCCGAAAAGGCCGUCAGUAUUGUCAGAGAGACCCAGUCUCUGGAUGGAGCCAAAAUGGUAGCCAGGUUUUUUCUACAGUUAGGUGACUAUGGGUCUGCCAUCCAGUUUCUCGUUAUGUCCAAAUGUAAUAAUGAAGCUUUCACACUGGCUCAGCAACACAACAAGAUGGAAAUAUAUGCAGACAUUAUUGGUUCUGAAGACACUACUAAUGAAGACUAUCAAAGCAUUGCCUUAUAUUUUGAAGGAGAAAAAAGACAUUUUCAAGCUGGAAAAUUCUUCUUGCUGUGUGGCCAAUAUUCACGAGCACUUAAACACUUCCUGAAAUGUCCAAGCUCAGAAGAUAAUGCGGCGAUAGAAAUGGCAAUUGAAACUGUUGGUCAGGCCAAAGAUGAACUACUGACCAAUCAACUGAUAGGCCACCUUAUGGGAGAGAAUGAUGGCAUGCCUAAGGAUGCCAAGUACCUGUUCCGUUUGUACAUGGCCCUGAAGCGAUACCGAGAAGCAGCCCGGACUGCCAUUAUAAUUGCCAGAGAAGAGCAGUGUGCAGGAAACUAUCGGAAUGCACAUGACGUUCUCUUCAGUAUGUAUGCAGAGCUUAAAUCCCAGAAGAUCAAAAUUCCUGCUGAGAUGGCCACCAACCUCAUGAUUCUGCACAGUUAUAUACUAGUGAAGAUUCAUGUGAAAAAUGGAGAUCAUAUGAAAGGGGCACGUAUGCUUAUUCGGGUGGCAAACAACAUUAGCAAAUUUCCGUCACACGUUGUGCCGAUCCUGACGUCCGCCGUGAUCGAGUGUCACAGGGCGGGCCUGAAGAGCUCCGCUUUCAGCUUUGCAGCUCUGUUGGUGAGGCCCGAGUACCGCAGCAAGAUAGACGCCAGAUACAGAAAGAAGAUCGAGGCGAUGGUCAGGAGACCCGAUACAUCCGAGACAGAAGAGGCCACAACCCCAUGUCCAUUCUGCGAAUUUCUUCUCCCAGAGUGUGAACUCCUCUGUCCUGAAUGUAAAAAUAACAUCCCAUAUUGCAUUGCAACAGGUCGACAUAUGUUGAAGGAUGAUUGGACGGUGUGUCCACAUUGCGACUUCCCUGCUCUAUACUCAGAAUUUAAGAUCAUGUUAAACACUGAAAGCACGUGUCCUAUGUGUUCAGAAAGAUUAAACUUUGCUCAACUGAAAAAAAUCUCGGACUGUACCCAGUACCUGCGAACAGAGGUGGAGCAGUGAGUGGCAUGAGCCGGUAUAACGUUCCUGAGAAGAUAGCAUUUUUCAACAGGAGGCUGUGUUUCUACCCCUGGUGGAUUUAGAGAUGGUCCUGCCUGGAUACAGAAAAAAAAACCAAAGGUGACCUCUCCAGGUCACCACUUUCAACUUCUGUAGAGUGGCAAAACAGUGACGUGUAACACUGCUGUUUAUUAUACUUUGUAUAUUUUCUCUUCAAAGUCUUACAUAUUAUAUACUUUGCACUGUUAAUAGUAACCUUUGACAUAAUUGUAAAUAUUCAGCUUUUUGAUAACUUUUAUAUUUUGAAUUAUCUCCUUUAAAAUAAAAUUGUUGACUAGAUAUUUGUAAUGUUUUCCUGGAUUUGGAGACAGAAAAAGAGAUGAAGGUAGCUUUGAAGCACAUUAUGAAGUUUGAGCAGCACUAACAAGUGUUAAGUUUGAAAUGAGAGGUUUAUACAAAUUAAGCCUAUUUAGCAGAAUUAGUCCUAGA
Molecule: messenger RNA, 4594 nt
Organism: Ceratotherium simum simum (southern white rhinoceros)
Lineage: Eukaryota; Metazoa; Chordata; Mammalia; Perissodactyla; Rhinocerotidae
Source: RefSeq, a predicted model, not a curated record